AUGGCGACGGUUAAGCUUAGAUUAUUCUCUGCUCUUUCGAUUUUUCUUUUGUCAUAUUGUUUGUGCUUUGCAGCCGCUGAAGAUGUGAGGGUUACUGUGAGAGGAGUAACCUCUGUUGCCAAAACAGAUGAUACUUUUAUUUGUGCAACUUUGGAUUGGUGGCCAAGUACUAAAUGUGACUAUGGACAGUGCCCUUGGGGCCAAGCUGGAAUUCUUAAUUUGGAUUUGAACAAUAAGAUUUUGGCUAAUGCUAUCAGGGCUUUUGGUAAUUUGAGAAUAAGAAUUGGAGGGUCAUUGCAAGAUCAAGUUGUUUAUAAAUUUUGACAUGCUGUCAAGAUUCCUCACUUCAAGAGAAACGAUACUGGCUUGUUUGGAUUUACUAGAGGAUCACUUCCCAUGCAUAGAUGGAAUCAACUUAAUAAACUCUUCAACCAGACAGGGGUUAAACUAACUUUUGGGUUGAAUGCUCUGUUUGGGAAGCACAAGUCCAAUGACUCAGACCUAUGGUUAGGCAAUUGGAAUCCCAAAAAUGCUCGUGAUCUUAUGGAAUACACUAUUUUUCAGGGACACAAGAUUGAUUCUUAUGAAUUAGGGAAUGAACUGUGCGCAUCAGGAGUAUCUGCAAGGCUGGAUGCUGUUCAAUACAGUAAAGAUAUUAUCGUAUUGAAGAAAUUAGUGGAUAAAUUGUACCCAGAUCCUAAAACAAGACCAGCAGUGUUGGGCCCUGCUGGUUUUUAUGAUCAACAAUGGUUUAAUACCUUUUUUGAGGCCACUGGACCAAAUGUUAUUCAAGGAGUAACCCACCAUAUCUACAACCUUGGUGCAGGUGUGGAUAAAACCCUGAUUGAUAAGGUUCAGGAUCCAUACUUCUUGGACCAAGUAGCACAGACAUACAGAGACCUUUCAGUUAGCAUCAACGAAUUUGCUCCAUGGGCAGGACCUUGGGUUGGGGAAUCUGGUGGUGCUUUUAACAGUGGAGGCAAGGAUGUCUCGCAUACCUUUGCCAAUGGAUUUUGGUACUUAGACCAACUGGGUAUGACUUCAACAUUCAACCAUAAAGUUUUCUGUAGGCAAGCCCUUAUUGGUGGAAAUUAUGGCCUCCUUAAUACCACAUCAUUCAUACCAAAUCCUGAUUAUUAUGGUGCACUUUUAUGGCAUCGUUUGAUGGGGAAGGAAGUGCUGGUUACCACUCACGAUACUACUCCUUAUUUGCGAGCAUAUUCCCACUGUUCCAGGAAUAAGCCUGGAAUUUCUCUACUUCUAAUAAACAUGUCAAACCAAACGACCUUCAGUGUUACCGUUGAGAAUGAUGAUAAUCUCUAUCCAAGCAGUCGCAAGCUCAAGAAUUAUAUUUAUGGAGGAACAGAGAAAAGAGAAGAGUAUCACUUGACUCCUAAAGAUGGGAAUAUUCAGAGUGAUGUGGUGCUACUCAAUGGAACUCCAUUGAAGCUUACAAGCUCCUUAGACAUUCCUGAAAUGAAGCCUAUUUAUGUUGAUUCUUCAUCUCCGAUCACCAUUGCUCCUGAUUCCUUUGUUUAUGUCACCAUUAAAGAUUUUAAGGCUCCUGCGUGUGCUUAGCCUUUAGCCUUUAGCCUUAGAGAAAUAGAAUAGAUUGCCCCCUUUUUUUUAAUUGAGGAUUUGUAUUUUUAGUUUCAAUUUCUUCAUUUUCUUUUAAGCUAUAAAUAAGGGAUUUUUAGUCUCUAAUUGUUUUCGUUUAAGGACAUUUUAUAAAAAUGUCCCUCAAAGGUUUUAUCUUACCUUAAUUAUUAAUUAUUAGAAUUAUCUAG
Hevea brasiliensis (rubber tree) is the source of this 1787-nucleotide messenger RNA. RefSeq names its product heparanase-like protein 2. NCBI's taxonomy places the organism in Eukaryota, Viridiplantae, Streptophyta, Magnoliopsida, Malpighiales, Euphorbiaceae. Gene Ontology annotation, molecular function: beta-glucuronidase activity. The record is from RefSeq and is a predicted model, not a curated record. Gene Ontology annotation, cellular component: membrane; plant-type cell wall.